AUGUUUUCACUGUCAGUAAUAUUUAUCGUCGGUCUUAUACCAUUAAUUACCACUCGUGAUGACAACGAUGUUAUAGAAGGUGACAAUAAAAUUGUAUUAAAGCCUGCAGAACUGGCCAGUCUAGUGUUAAAAGAGCGAAUAAAGACAGAACUCAAGAAAACAAGAUUAUGCAGUAAACCAUGUGUGGACAUAGCAACGAGUACCGAAGCUGCGGAUACUGAAAACUUGCAGGUUUUAAGCAAUAAAUUAGAAGGCAGCUGCAACGACGACGAAAUGUUGUCAAACCGCAAAGUAUGGAGCCGUUGGAGUAAGUGGGGCUCGUGUUCGGUGAGCUGCGGCUCGGGCUUCAUGGCGCGGCGGCGCGCGUGCGUGGCCGGCCGCUGCGCGCGCGGCGAGCGCGAGGAGCAGCGCCGCCCGUGCCGCCGCACGCCUUGCCCGCCGAUCUCCCACCCCCACCCCCUCACUGAAAACACCUAACCAUAAACUAACGUGAAUGCAUUGAUUAAGUGUGACGAAAGCGUAUUAUACUUUUAGCAUUAAA
Messenger RNA from Leguminivora glycinivorella, 541 nucleotides. Its product is annotated as A disintegrin and metalloproteinase with thrombospondin motifs adt-1-like. The record is from RefSeq and is a predicted model, not a curated record. The coding region runs from base 1 to 477 and encodes 158 amino acids. The transcript is spliced from 2 exons. Lineage: Eukaryota; Metazoa; Arthropoda; Insecta; Lepidoptera; Tortricidae.